This is a messenger RNA of Anopheles coustani, 2732 nucleotides long. It is a transcript of the gene ktub, whose product is annotated as protein king tubby. Gene Ontology annotation, biological process: protein localization to cilium. The transcript is spliced from 7 exons. The coding region runs from base 690 to 2138 and encodes 482 amino acids. The record is from RefSeq and is a predicted model, not a curated record. NCBI's taxonomy places the organism in Eukaryota, Metazoa, Arthropoda, Insecta, Diptera, Culicidae. Gene Ontology annotation, cellular component: cilium.
CGGACGUACGGUGUUGCUCGUCGCUCACAGCAGCUUGUUCUACUGUGCGGCAGCUCAUACAUUUAAGCUCCUACCACUGUUAGUUUUAUUGGUGUUUCCGAAUGUGGGCACCGUAAAAAAGUUAAACUUGCAUCAUCGCCCUUGUAAGCGUCGAUGGUACGCAGCAGUACCACUGUAUGGUAUUUCCCUACGUUUGUGUGCUUGUGUGUGUAAUUGUAUAUCGAAUGCAUUUGGAACAGCAAGAAAACGUGAUUAACGACAGUAAUAUGCAGUUACCAUCCGUUGCAGCCAACCCUCCUCCAAAGUUUUUCAAGAUCAAGAUAUAAUAGAAAAUAAAGCUAGUGAAUGCUACACCUCAAGCGAAUCGGCAAAGAAUUUGAGAAGAUAGCCAAGCAACAGUGAAGCGUUGGCCUGUCGGACAGAUGUUCAACUGAGACGGCGAGCCUCCAGCGCCGUGUGUGUGUGUUUUUGUUUGCUCUCAAGUGUUCAUCGUUGAAUCUGGUUAUUUAAAAAUCCUCGCAAGUACCGUGGUGCGUAAGUAGGCGUCGAAGAGAAUCUGUGUUUGGUAUUUGCGUUCGAUUUUGCAUGAAGCUGUGUCCGGCUGGCCCCGGAACGGUGGCGCAAUCUUCACCAGCGAAAACGAACGGAACGAGCUGAGGCCGGUGGAAGACGACAAACCUCGCGGCACCAUGAGUGCAAUCAACAACGGUAGCAAUGGCAGCAACACCAGCCAAAUCACCACCGCCAACAACCAUAGCAACACCAGUAGCAGCCGGCAUCAGAAGCUGGAGCAGCAGCGCCAACUGAUGGAAGCCUACAUUCGACAGAAGCGAGCAACACCGGGCAUGGUGCAGGCCAGCGAUCUGCAGCUCGUCCGUCCAAUGUCCGGCGUCAAUCGGAGCGGACGUGAGGUGCACGCGUACGAUGGUCCGAUGCAGUUCAUGAUGUCCCCGAACAACCCGGACCAGCUGAUGCCCAGUUCACCCACCCUUACCGCGAUGCCAGCUGCCGGUGCGAACGUUACGGGGAGCUCCCUCACGACGACCCCAACCUCACCGUACAGUGAUUCGACACUGGAAAAGCUAACCCCUUCGUCGCAGGACAGUGAAGACGAAGAGAGCACGCCAGUCGACGUGCUACCCCUGUCGCUCUCGUCCAAGUCCACAGCGAACGGUGGCCCGGGCGGUGUCCUAUACGAACGGCCCACUGCCGACCAGCUGCUCUCCCAUUCGGUCCCGAUUUCACCCGCGCUCAACAACAACAAUCACCACCAGCAGCAGCAGCACCAUCCAAACAACAGCAGCAGUGGCAACGUGAAAAGCAACGAGGGCUCCGGAACGCCACCGAGCGGCGGCGGACCGCCGGACACCGAGGGCGACGUUAUCGGACCGAUCGAGCAGUGGGUCACGCAACCGGCCGCCCAGGGCGUCCUCUACAAGUGCCGAAUCACACGCGACCGGAAGGGCAUGGACCGGGGCCUGUUUCCCAUCUACUACCUGCACCUCGAGCGGGACUACGGCAAGCGGGUGUUCUGUCUCGCCGGUCGCAAGCGCAAGAAGAGUAAAACGUCCAACUACAUCAUCAGCUGCGACCCGACGGAUCUUUCCCGGCAGGCGGAUGGUUUCGUGGGGAAACUACGCUCGAAUGUGUUCGGCACGACGUUCUUCGUGUACGACAGUGGCGUUAAGAAUGACCCGACCGCGCCCCGGCUCGACCUGGCCGUUGUAAUCUAUGACACCAACAUCCUAGGAUUUAAAGGACCCCGCAAUAUGACGGUGCUGCUGCCCGGUAUGACCGAGGACGAUCAGCGUGUACAAAUAAGCUCGGCAGAUGGGCAGCAGGGUCUGCUCGAUUGCUGGAAAUCAAAGAACAUGGACAAUGUCGUUGAACUGCACAACAAGACGCCCAUCUGGAACGACGAAACGCAAUCGUACGUGCUCAACUUCCACGGGCGCGUCACGCAAGCAUCGGUCAAGAACUUCCAGCUGGUGCACGACUCGGACCCGGAGUACAUCGUGAUGCAAUUCGGGAGAACGGCGGACGACAUCUUCACCAUGGAUUUCCGAUAUCCGCUGUGCGCUUUCCAGGCGUUUGCGAUCGCCCUGUCCAGCUUCGAUGGCAAGCUAGCCUGUGAGUAGUCGCAGUGGACGUAUACAAAAACAAAUCACGUUAAUUUAUACUGCCACCCGAUGGACGGACCAGGAGCGAUCAAACGAGCUGUGUGCUUGGUCACAGAGGAUUUUGUUUGGAGAAAAAACACCGACCGAAUCGUCGUGUACUAGCUAGUAAGGCGGAAUGAUUAGUGUUAGUGUUAUUUAUUGGGUAGGGACUAUCGGGCGUAGGAUCAAAAACAAAAGCCGGAGCCGUACUAUAUUCGGUGCAAUCUACCAACUUUCCGUAACAGCUCCGGGAGGUACUGGAAUUGUAGAUAAAAGAAACGAUAAAAUCGAUCACCAUUCGAUUGGACAAUAUGGAAAGAUGUUUUUGAAUGAUGGUUUAAUUUUAAAUAUAAAGUAUUUUAUUGAAAUUCGUAAAAUUCAACCAAAUAUUCGUAAAAAUAUUACGAUCGAUGGACAGCAAAUGAGGUAUUUUAUAGCAAAAGCUAAUUUUUUUUUUAGUUGAACUGAAAGGUUACAGCUCAAGGGUAACUUGGCAAAUGUAAUGGGAUUAUUUUAAGUACAAAAGAAAGUAUGUAAAGUGCUAAAAAUCUUUGGGUACGGAGCUUAAAUAUG